Hyalella azteca is the source of this 3821-nucleotide messenger RNA. RefSeq names its product glutamate receptor ionotropic, kainate 1. The record is from RefSeq and is a predicted model, not a curated record. The transcript has 21 exons. Gene Ontology annotation, molecular function: glutamate-gated receptor activity. Bases 4 to 3222 code for a protein of 1072 amino acids. Gene Ontology annotation, biological process: monoatomic ion transport. NCBI's taxonomy places the organism in Eukaryota, Metazoa, Arthropoda, Malacostraca, Amphipoda, Hyalellidae. Gene Ontology annotation, cellular component: postsynaptic membrane; plasma membrane.
GUAAUGGAUGAAUUUUGUUAUCCUUGCCUGGUUCUCUGGAUCGGAUGCUGGAGUCUCGCCAGACAAGCGGUUGCCCUGCCGCCCGUCAUACGCAUCGGUGCGAUGUUCACCGAGGAUCAGAGAGAAGGCCCGACAGAGGUGGCGUUUAAGUACGCCAUCUACCGCAUCAACAAAGACGUGCACCUGCUGCCCAACACGACGCUGCUAUACGACGUGCAAUACGUGCCUCGUGACGACUCCUUCCACACGUCAAAGAGAGCGUGUGAGCAGAUCCAGUACGGCGUACAGGCCGUGUUCGGCCCCUCAGACAGCCAGCUCGCCACUCACAUCCAGUCCAUCUGCGACGCCCUGGACAUCCCUCACCUCGAGUCCAGGCUGGACCUGGAGCCCGAGUUCAAAGAGUUCUCCAUCAACCUCUACCCUUCCCACGACGCCGUCAAUCAGGCCUUCCAGGACGUCAUGAACUUCCUCAACUGGACCAAAGUCGCCAUCAUCUACGAGGAAGAUAUCGGUUUAAUCAAGCUGCAAGACCUGGUGAAGACGCCACCUAAGGAACACAUGGAGUUCCUUCUGAGACAAGGAUCCCCUGCCACCUACCGAGAACUGCUUAAAGAGAUCAAGAACAGAGAGAUAUACAACGUCAUCGUCGACACCAAGGCUGAAAACAUGAAUCACUUUCUCAGAGGAAUUCUGCAGCUACAGAUGAAUGACUACAAAUACCACUACCUCUUCACAACUUUUGACAUCGAGACCUUCGACUUGGAGGACUUCAAGUACAACUUCGUGAACAUGACGGCGUUUAGGCUGGUUGAUUCGGACCAUUACAGCGUCCGGCAGGUCCUAAAAGAUAUGGAAUCCUUCCAGCCUAUAGGACAGCACAUCCUUAACAGGUCUCGAGUUAUACAGGCAGAGCCGGCGCUGAUGUACGACAGCGUGCACGUGUUCGCCUUGGGGCUGCAGGCGCUGGAGCGCUCGGCCACCCUCCUGCUGGCGAACCUCAGCUGCCACCUCGAGCACCCGUGGGGCGACGGCUCCUCUCUCUUCAACUACAUCAAUUCGGUCGAGUUCCGAGGCGUGACCGGCCCGAUACAGUUCAAGGAGGGGCGGCGCAUGAACUUCAAACUUGACCUGCUGAAGCUGAAGCAGCAUUCCCUGGUUAAGGUGGGUGAGUGGUCGAGCAACGUGGGUGUGAACAUCACAGACCGAGCAGCCUUCUACGACUCAGGCACCAUGAACGUCACGCUACUCAUCACCACUAUACUGCAGCCGUUCAUUAUGAUGAGACCUGGCAAGAACUACACCGGCAACAACCGCUUUUUCGGCUUUUGCGUUGAUCUUCUGAACGAAAUUUCGAAGCACGCAGGCUUCGACUACAUCAUGGAGCUGUCCCCCGAGGGGGUUUACGGGGCUAUGAACCCCAUGACGGGCGAGUGGAACGGAAUCGUCAAGCAGCUCAUUUCUGGCCAAGACCCGUACGUGAUGUUGGCCGGGGAUGCUAACGUGACGGGCAACGCUCGCUACAAGGGCUUCUGCAUCGACAUGCUCGAGAGCAUCGCGCGGAUGUCGGGCUUCCAGUACGUCAUCCGCCCCAACCCGCAGCGCGUGUAUGGCAUCCGCGACGCCAAGACCGGAGAGUGGAACGGCAUCGUCAGAGAGCUCAUGGAGAACAAAGCGGACUUGGCCAUCGGCUCGAUGACCAUCAACUACGCCAGGGAGAGCGUCAUAGACUUCACCAAGCCCUUCAUGAACGUGGGCAUCAGUAUACUCUUCAAGGUGCCGACGCGCGAAGAGACGCGCCUGUUCUCCUUCAUGAACCCUCUGGCCAUCGAGAUCUGGCUGUACGUCCUGGCCGCCUACAUCCUGGUCUCCAUCACCAUGUUCAUCGUCGCCAGGUUCUCGCCCUACGAAUGGCACAACCCGCAUCCGUGCGCCCGCGACAGCGACGUCGUCGAGAACCAGUUUAGCCUCAGCAACUCCUUCUGGUUCACAAUCGGCACCCUCAUGCAGCAGGGUUCAGACCUCAACCCUAAGGCAUGCUCGACCCGCAUCGUGGGCGGCAUCUGGUGGUUCUUCACUCUGAUCAUCAUCUCGUCGUACACCGCCAACCUCGCCGCCUUCCUUACCGUCGAACGCAUGAUCACACCCAUAGAAGAAGUAGACGACCUCGCCGCACAAACGGACAUUUCCUACGGACUCGUCAAUUCUGGUUCCACGAUGACAUUUUUCAGGGACUCUAUGAUCGAGACGUACCAGAAGAUGUGGCGGUUCAUGGAGAACAAGAAGCCGUCGGUGUUCGUGCGCAGCUAUGACGAAGGCGUGCGUCGUGUGCUGGACGGGAACUACGCGUUCCUGAUGGAGUCUUCACUACUGGACUACUACGUGCAGCGUAACUGCAACCUUACGCAGAUCGGGGGUCUGCUAGACUCCAAGAGCUACGGCAUCGCAACGCCCAUGGGCUCGCCGUGGCGGGACAAGAUCUCGCUGGCAAUCCUGGAGCUGCAGGAGAAGGGCGUCAUCCAGAUGCUGUACAACCGCUGGUGGAAGGACACCGGCGACACCUGCAACCGAGAGGACAAGAACAGCGAGAGCAAAGCGUCCGCACUCGGUGUCGAUAAUAUCGGUCAGUUGGUCGCACAAAAACAAGACGAAUUGUUGACGGCCGCGAAGCAAAAACUUACGGAAGCCGAGCUUGAGAAAUUAAAUGUGGACCAGCAAGCAAAAGAAAGUGAGGAGAAGCUGUCCUGCUUGCGUGCCCAGUGCGACCAAAUCGCCGCCCGUAAAUGCAAAGCUCAAGAAGCGCUGUUCAGCGCCAAAUACCGCCACAGGACUGUCGUCAAAGGGCUCCAGGACUACCAAGCGAUCUUGACCAGGAAGCGUCGUGAGCUGAAGUUACUGAAGCAGCAAACAAGUGAACGUGAGGCCGAGAUUCGUCGGCUGCAGAGCAAGCAGCUCGCUUGUUAUCAAUCGCUGUGCUCAGAGAUGGGCGAGGAGCUGUGCUUCGCUGUGCGCUGCCGCGGGUCGCGGCGCCGUCCUGCCCUGCGUCGCCAGUGCGACCAAUGCCUGGCCGGCGCCUGCAUGGCCUCCCCUCCACCUCUGCCCCUCCCCCUCCCUCUGCCCUUCAACGGGGAGCCUUGUCCCCUGGACAUCGUCAGGAGAUCGUCCCUGAUGAGCCAGCGUCUGCAGCACAGCCUCUACGAGGCAGACCAUCCCGGGCUACGGUAGACCUGCCGACACAAUAGUCUAUAUCUCAUUAAUAUCAUAAGUAUACCAUUAAUUUGUACGGAAUUAUAUGGAUAGAUUCAAUAUUUGUAUUUAUCUCAGUAAUGUUCGCUCCUAUUUAGUUUUGCAAAUAAAAGGAACAAAUUUUUCAAAGCUCGAAGUCGUUAUGGCAUUCGGCAUUGUGGAGACAUUUAGCCCCAUUUAAUUACCUUCUGUACCUUUAACUGUCAAGUCCCAUUGCCCACCUCAACACAGUCUCUGUAUUACCUUUGCGUUAAUACCUACGAAUUUAUUCAUUCAAUUCAGGAAAUUCUUUACCGUUUAUUAGGAAAGAAUAGAAAGAAAAUGUUCAACUUACCUCCGGACAUGUUAAUUAUAACGGCAUAUCUAAUGGCGUUAGUGCCAUGGGCUAAUAGUGUCAUGGGCUACUAGUGUCAUGGGCUACUAGUGUCAUGGGCUACUAGUGUCAUGGGCUACUAGUGCCAUGGGCUACUAGUGUCAUGGGCUACUAGUGUCACGGGCUACUAGUGUCAUGGGCUACUAGUGUCAUGGGCUACUAGUAUCCUGAGCUACUAGUGUCAUGAACUACUAGUGUCAUGAGC